CAUGGGUCUGUAUUUCUUAUGAAGUUAGCAUCAACCCAGCUCAUAAAGUUAUACACAAAUGAGGUUUCGCGUGAGAAACGAUGAGUUUGAUGAAUUAUGGAAGGAAGAGAAGAUUCGCUACCUACAGACGACAGUGAGCAUGGUGCCAGUAUCCGAGGACAGGCCGUUUCUGACGCUAUAGAGUCGGACAGAGUGUCGGUGGAACGACGUAGAAUGUCUUUUUCUUCCGAGCGUAUCAGCUUGUCCGCCGAAGCUGGUGAAAAGACCCGAGCUGGUUGUUGCGCUGCCACUUCUCAUGAGAAGACUAACAUGCGUCCAGAAUCAGGUUCACGCAAAACCGCUGGUCAACCCGAUGGCCGCCAGCUUCCUUCGGAACUAAUAGAACUCAAAACUUCCACAAUCAUGCAACAUUACUACCCAGAAGGUGGGUGGGGAUGGGUGAUCUGUGCUUGUGCUUUCUUAGUUCACGGAUUAACCACAGGGCUACAGUUAUCGUUUGGUGUGUUCUACAUGCAGGUGCUGAGGAGGUUUGGUGAGGAUAAAAAAAGUGAAGCUGAGUGGAUAGGAGCGAUGUCGAUGUCUUGCGCGUUUCUGGUGGCUCCCGUGGCUGUCGCUGUAUGCCGAAGAAAAAGUAUCAGGCUCACAGCAGUAGUUGGUGGGAUGGUGACUGCUCUUGGGUGCCUAUUUACCUCAUUUGCCUCUCAGAUGCACCACAUAUUUGUCAGCUACAGUAUAUUUAUGAGUUGUGGACUCGGAAUUGCUAGAGAAACCUCAAGUCUUAUGAUUGGACAAUACUUCAAGCGCAAGCGCGAGUUUGUGGAGGUGUUUGUCCAGUCGGGUACUGGACUAGGAAUCGCUAUUAUGUCUGUACUACUGAAAGACCUUAUUAAGUUAUUAGACUGGAGGUUAGGACUUCAUGUUGUAACUGGUGUCACAUUUAUAAGUUUCUUUCUUGGGAUGUUCUACCGGCCAGCUUCGUUAUAUCAUCCUCAGCGUAGAGCAAUUCUUCACUUAAAGAACCAGAAACGAAAGGUUAAAGGUAGAAAGAAUUUGCAAGACAAAGCUCCUUUCAUAGACUUUUCACCUCUUAAGGAGAAAACGUUACAAAUUAUUAUAUUUUCAGCUUUCCUGGCGUCUUUCGGAGCAUACACACCUUGUUUCUACUUGGUUUAUAUAGCCAAGAAUGAAGGACUGGAAGAAAACUCCAUUCUCCUCCUCCAAGUUUUUCUAGGCUUAGCAUAUUCUCUAGGAUGUUAUGCGUUUAGCCUGCCAAUAUUAAAGAAUACACCACAGUGUAGAAUAUCUCGCUUGUACGUUUUCCAAACUACCAUGUUAGGACUCGCAAUCUCCAUUUUGUCUUUUUGUGCUUUAAACGGAUACUACGGAUAUGUUUUAUUUGUCUGGUUUUACGGAAUUUUCUGUGGCGGAUAUCAAUAUAGUUUAAAAAUGCACCUAUACGAGAAGGUCAGACCGAACUAUUUUGAUGGCUCUUGGGGUUAUUUACAGUUCUGUCAGUUUAUUCCUGUUUUAAUUGGAAUUCCCGUCACAGGAUACAUCAACAAAGGUAAAAGACCAAAGAUGGGUUUUAUUUUUUCGUGUGGAUGUAUCUUAGCAGGAACUCUUGCGCUGUUCCUUAUAAACAUCCGAAGAAAGGCCAAUAAAACAUCAAACCAGGUAACAACGAAUUGUACAGCAGAUCAAAACUGUUAUGAAAUUGAACAUUCUCUGAGUUUACGUAACACUGAUCUUUGUACGUGUAGCAAUAAGAUGGGUCAUGAAAGGUCAACGCCUUUAGAGAAGUUUCAAAGAGGUAUUCUGUUCGCAACUUCUGCAAAUGUGGUUGAUAGUGAAAAAGGACCAGACUAUUUGGUUUGUAUCUCUGAAGAAAGAUUAGCUAAUCUAGGAGAAAAUAAUAUUGUUGAUGAAUUGAGAGGAGGAGAGUAGAUCACCUUCACGAGUGGAGAGGAAGAGAGUGCAUCAUGUGGACGAGUGGAAAGGAGAAGAGUACAUUCUCUAGACGAGUUCAGAGAAGAAGAGUACAUUCUCUAGACGAGUUCAGAGAAGAAGAGUACAUUCUCUAGACGAGUUCAGAGAAGAAGAGUGCAUCACCUCUUGCAAUAGAGAAAAUAAGAUUACCGGCCUUGAGAACAGUUUGAAUGAAAACAUCCCAGUUCUUUAGAAGAGCGGACAAAACUCCACGAAAUACACUUGUGCACGCUCUAAUCACUAUGGCUUAAGUAUAUUUAAUAAUUAUGAUAUUACAAAAAGAUAUUCCGAAACAAAAAGAAAUUUUCCGAAUACUGAAGAAACCACAAGUUGCGUUUAACACAAAAUAGACAAUAACCACAGUCUACUAAAUACUUUUAUGUUUUUGAAAAAGUUUUUAAACUUAUAAAGAUUUAUUACUGGGAAAAUAUGCAUGAAGUACGUUCUUUAUAUUGAACUGAAAACCUUUUUUUAUCAAAUAAUUCAAUAUUGUUUUGUAUCGAAAUAUCAUUAUACACGAAACUAAACCUAUUUCGUCAGUCAAUCUGAGGCCUGUUCACUGUCAGAGUUUCAUGAAUUAGAAGUAAAACAUUAAAUGUUAUUACGGAACUUUAUCUUUUAA
Messenger RNA from Limulus polyphemus (Atlantic horseshoe crab), 2608 nucleotides. Its product is annotated as monocarboxylate transporter 10-like. The record is from RefSeq and is a predicted model, not a curated record. Gene Ontology annotation, molecular function: monocarboxylic acid transmembrane transporter activity. Gene Ontology annotation, biological process: transmembrane transport. NCBI's taxonomy places the organism in Eukaryota, Metazoa, Arthropoda, Merostomata, Xiphosura, Limulidae. Bases 97 to 1944 code for a protein of 615 amino acids. The transcript has 5 exons.